ACCACCACCACCUCCACCACGCCGAACGUGAGCCAAACGCCCGCGGGCGCGUCGGCGGGCACCGGAAGCGCGCAGUCGUUCGCUUGCAGCUCAGUGGGUGCCAAGACGGGCCCAGUGGGUCCCGAAAGGCUCCUUAGACGGGCCAAGACGGCCCCGAAUCGCCGAAAGAGCGCCCCAAAUAUGGCUCCGAGACAGACCCAGAGGCCUCCUCGUCGGAGGAGGAGAGGCCUCCAGGAGCGGAAGACAGCGGAAGGCCUCCCGUCGUGCUUUUCUCAUGCCUCGAGGGGGGUCCGGGGGCAGCCAGAGGCCGGGGAGCGCGGGCGGACCCCCUGCGCUCCCGAGGCCUCCGCGCUCGCGCGCACCGUCGGGCUCUCCGCGGGCGCGGGCGCCGCGGUGGGCCGAGGCGGCCGGCGCCUCGCGGCCCUCGGGGGGUGCACGGCGACGCACGAAGAGCGCGCCACGAGCGCACCCUGCGAGGACGGCUGGGGCAAAAAUGUCAGCACCGCUCGGGUAGUCGCGCGCAGCAGUGCCGAGCAAGCUCCACGAGCGGCGGCGGUUCGCGUCUGUCUGCCGGGGCGCGGAGAGGCCAGCCCCCACGAGCGCAAACGAGCCACGGCCGAGUACCUGAAGCCCGUGGAGGGGCCGUGCCAGGCCCCUGCAUGGAGGAGCGCAGCGAGGCGCCCCGCCCAGCCUCUCGCAGCCUCGGGGCUGUACAACGAGGCAUCGAGCGCGCCACGAGCGCGCUUAUCGAUUGAAUAACAAUUAAAGCAAAAUGCGAGCACCGCUUGGAUAAUGAUUUUGGCAUGUGCACCAGAGUUGUGGCACCACUGGGGUCACAGACACCUGGGACUUCGGCGUGGAGCCCAGCAGCUGCGCCAGGCCGCAAGAAAGCCAGCCCCCACGCGGACCAGCGGCUCAGCCUCUCGAGGCGAGCGGGCGAGGUCAAGGCGGUCGCCGACCAGGCCGCAUCGACGAUCGAGUCUCCUCCUCC
Messenger RNA from Prorocentrum cordatum, 991 nucleotides. NCBI's taxonomy places the organism in Eukaryota, Dinophyceae, Prorocentrales, Prorocentraceae. The record is from the annotation of a GenBank genome assembly.